GCGUUAUUUAUAAGGCGGUAGGCGAUGGCCGGCGCCAGUGGAGACCAUGCGGCGACCAGCGACAGAGACCUCGCUCGAGCUGCCUCCGUUCGAGAUGUCCUCGCUCGUGCUGUCCGCGCUAGUGCUGUCCUCGCUCGUGCUGCCCUCGCUGGUGCUGCCCGCGCAAGCGGUACCGCUGAGCGACAGUGACGGGUGUGCGGUCCGAGCACAACUCCCAGGGGGCUGGCUGUGUGGGCUCAGGAAUGGGACGAGCCACGCGAGCUUCCUUGGGGUUCCGUACGCUAAACAACCUCUAGGACAGUUGAGGUUUAAGGAACUACAGCCUCUGGAACCAUGGGAGGGUUUCUACGAUGCAACAUCCGAGGGUCCCAUAUGUCCGCAGCAUGACAUCCUCUAUGGAGCUCUGAACCCUGGACAGAUGGACGAGGCCUGUAUGUAUGCCAACAUCCACGUCCCUCUACACGCCCUCCCGGGAUAUCAACCCGCGAAGACAGAGACCGAGUUCCGAACGCCUCACGUGACCGGCUUGGAUGAGAGUCAGAACAGCGGUUUACCGAUCCUAGUCAUGAUACACGGGGGAGGAUUCGCCUUCGGCUCCGGAGGGUUGGGGCUCCAUGGCCCGGAUUAUCUGAUGCCCAUAGACGUCAUCGUGAUUACUUUUAAUUAUAGGUUAAAUGUCCUCGGUUUUCUAUCUUUGAAUACUUCCUACGUCCCUGGAAACAACGGACUCAGAGAUAUUGUGACAUUGCUGCGCUGGGUUCAGGACAACGCGUACGCCUUCGGGGGUGACCCCGGGAACGUGACCAUAGUUGGUCAGAGCGCGGGGGCUACCAGUGCCCACUUGCUGACGCUAUCGACAGCUGGCCGGGGAUUGUUCAACAGAGCAAUAAUCAUGAGCGGCACCGCUAUCAGCAGCUUCUAUACUCCAUCGCCGAUGUACGCACAGCUGGUGGCGAACAUGUUCUUAACAAGUGUCGGGAUAAAUUCGACGGAUCCAGAAGAAGUUCACCAGCGACUCGUGGACUUGCCGAUCGAGAGGAUCAUGGAAGCCAACAAACAGUUACAGAAUCAUUUCGGCUUGACGGUGUUCACACCGGUCGUGGAGUCAUCCUUCCCGGGAGUGACCGCCGUGGUAGAUCGCGACCCGGAACUGCUCAUGUCUCAAGGUUGUGGCGCUCAUAUACCAUUAAUAAUAGGCUUCACGAACUCCGAGUGCGAAGUCUUCAGGCGGAGCUUCCAAAAUAUAAAUAUACUGGAGCGCAUAAAGGACAAUCCUCUCUUAUCGGUGCCGAUAAAACUGCUGUACGGGUUGCCGCCGCAGAACGUGUCCGCGGCUCUGAAGAAGAUACAAGAACAAUAUUUCAUCGGCGAGCCGACUAUAGACGAAUACGUUAAGUAUGCUUCGGAUGCCUAUUACAAACAGCCGGCGAUAAAAGUGGCGAUGAUAAGGAGGAUGCUGCGAGGAGCGCCCGCAUAUUUAUAUGAGUUUUCGUAUCAUCCAGACUUCAGUGUAAUAGGACAAAUUACCGGUUUAAAUUACAAAGGAGCCGAGCAUAUAGAGGACUUGUCUUUCCUGUUCCGAGCGAAGGCCUUCGAAGGUUCGAAGGGUUUCUCACCGCUGUCACUGAGUGACCAGUCCAUGGUGCACAGGAUGACCACCAUAGUUAAAAACUUCAUGGAGGACCGUGAUCCAUGGCCACCAGUCUCCGACGGUGCCGAGCUGGAGUACCAGGUCAUCGACCGACCAGAGGUCUAUCAAUUCAGCGGGCUGUCCAAACAACUGAAGGAAAUGGCGGAGUUCUUUGAUAGUUUGUAGAAACAAACCAGUUUAUGGUGACUCCUCUGUGUUUGUGUGUUAUUUGUUUUUGUGUGAUUAUUUAUUUAAACACUCUAGUAUAAGUGUGAUCCGUCCACAGCACACUAUCUUUUUUUUAUGUCUUUAGUUAAUAAUCUUUGUCAUUCGAAUAAAUUCCUCGUUAUAUUAAGUAUACACCCCGUAUGUUGCCCCGAGGUGAGAGUCCAUCCUAGUUGGUCGAUGCCGUCAAUAUCAUAUUUUCUUCUACUCUUUAUUCGAACACGAAUACAAUACGAAUAAAAGGCGGUCAGACCGACCAGCAUCGGGGAUAGAAGACAUGCUGUCACACUGGAUGACGACAGUUCAUAUGGCGUACCUACCGAUACAUAACGCGAAGUGCCGAGUGGUUUUAAUAUCGUUGCCAUUUCUAUAAAAGUAACAACAUUCACCCGGAUUCCGACCAACUAAUGUAUUUGACUUUAAGUGAGAUUUUACAGUUUCCUAAAUAGGUUUUUAUUGAUAUACAGAAUAUAUAUGUGGACGUGUUUAAAAAUGUAUUACUAAAUUUAGGAAAAUUUUCUGUUUGUCAGAUGUGUGCGUGAGUGAGUGUCUGUUUGCGUGUGUGCGUGUUUGCUGCGUGUGCUAGUUAAUGUGUGAUUUUAAUAAUAAGUUUCACAAAUCGUAAUUUUGACUAUCAUGUACUUAUUUUUUAAAUUAAACUGAUGAACUAA
Danaus plexippus (monarch butterfly) is the source of this 2526-nucleotide messenger RNA. Its product is annotated as juvenile hormone esterase-like. Lineage: Eukaryota; Metazoa; Arthropoda; Insecta; Lepidoptera; Nymphalidae. The transcript is spliced from 6 exons. The coding region runs from base 47 to 1816 and encodes 589 amino acids. The record is from RefSeq and is a predicted model, not a curated record.